This is a messenger RNA of Stegodyphus dumicola, 2429 nucleotides long. RefSeq names its product prefoldin subunit 4 (gene Pfdn4). Gene Ontology annotation, biological process: protein folding. NCBI's taxonomy places the organism in Eukaryota, Metazoa, Arthropoda, Arachnida, Araneae, Eresidae. The record is from RefSeq and is a predicted model, not a curated record. Gene Ontology annotation, cellular component: prefoldin complex; cytoplasm.
GAACUUUAAUGCCAUUCUAUUUGGUUUUACGGAAAUGGCAACAUCUAAAUACUACUUCUUCAAAGAUGGCAUCAAUUUCAAGAGAUUCCGGUAAUACUGAUAUGCAUGUGUCUUUUGAAGACCAGCAAAAAAUAAAUAAAUUUGCAUGCCAGAAUGCAAGAUUAGAUGAUAUUCUUGAUGAACUUAAAUCAAAAGAGAAUGAACAGCAAGCUCUGGAAGAUGCAGAAUCAGAGCUUUUACUAGCAGUAGAACAGGAGAAAAUCCCUUUUAGAGUAGGUGAUAUUUUUACGUAUGUAAGUACAGAUGAAGCCCAACAGAUGAUUGAGGCAAAGAAAGAUGAAAUUGCUAAGGAAAUAAAUUUGUUACGUGAUCAACGAGAAUGUAUCAAACAAGUUAUGUCUGAUCUCAAAGUUCAAUUAUAUGCAAAAUUUGGGAGUAAUAUUAAUUUAGAACCUGAAUAACAUUUAGAGUAUUUUAGAUCUAGCAUCUCGAAAGCUAUAGAAGGAUUAAAAGGCAAGAGCAAUGGACGUGUUUUAUAGGAAAUUUGGGAUUAAUUUCUUGGCUGUUGAAGAAUUUUUGGAAGAACAACAAAAACAAAAUGAGUUGAAUCUUCUCCUUUUCAUCCCCAAAGUCUUUCUCUUAACAUGUUUAUCUUCCUGGUAGACACAAGCAUUGAAGCAAGCAAAGAAAUUGAAAACCAACAAUUUAUUAAAAAAUUCAUAUUAUAUGUCUCAGUGCACCAUAUAUAUCUUAGUUUCUGUACUAAAUUUUAAAAUUUUUGCCAUGCUUUUCAUUCUAAAAAUCUGCCACAUUGGCUUUACCGGCAGCCCUCACCUUAUUUCAUAUUUAUUCUCAUAUUAUUGGAGAAAUAAAUUAUAAGUUUUUUGUAUACAUUCCAAAUACAGGCAGUUCUUUAGAAGGAGAGAAUUAUUUAAUUAAAUCAGAAAAUUUUAAAAUGAAGAGAGAACUCAUUGAAGAAGAAACUGAUUUUAUAAAAGAGGCUUCAGAAAAAAUAUUAACAAACUAGGAAAUGAAACCGAGACUAGUGGGAACAUUGACUUAUUUAUUGAAACAAAUAAACUUAGAAAAGAUGCUAAGGAAAAGGAAAUUUAUGUAAAUUAGCUAAAAUAUUUAGAAAAUUUUCAAAUUAAAAAGAUCUAUAAAUAUUUUGUUGUUUGUAGUUGCUACAAAGCAUAAAUAUUUCAUAGCGUUUAUGAAUAUCAUUUUAGAAUCAAUGUCAUAAAUUAUAAUUCUGUAAAAUGUUCUUAGUGCUUUUUCAUUGGGUAAUUUUUUAAAUAAAAACUGGAAUCAUAACCAUCUAAAUCUGUUGUGACUAAGGAUAUCUAGCUAUGUAAUUUAAUUAUUUGUAACUAACUGCUUACUGUUAAAAGUUUUCUCUGCAUGUGAAGGUGAUUUAUUGGUUUUUCCUUAACGCCUUCUUGGUUGGAUUUUUUAUUGGAUUUCUCACCUCAAAAAAGAAUUUGUUAAUAUGAGCCACUUUCACUCAGAAAAUCCUCCUUGAAGAUGUUCCUUCUUUAACAGACUGUGCCAUAAUCAGAAUUUUUUUUUUUAAAUUCAAAUGAACGUAUCAAGGCACUUGUACAGUUUCAGAAGAGUAUUAAUGUAAAGUUUGAAAUGCUGCAAGUGUUGACAGCUUAUUUAUCAAAUGUUUGAAAUUUAUAGAAGGCAAUGAUAUGAGAGAGGGAGAAGAAGGAUAUUGAAUACGGAAUGCACUCAAGGACUGUCUAAGAGGAGGGAAGCUUUUGUAGAGGACUCUCGUAUGGAAAUUGGCUUGUAUUUACAUUACAUGUGGGAAAACCAUGAAAACCAUCCAUGUAGUUAGCUCAUUUAUUUGGAUUCUAACUUUGGCAAAACUACUAGUAUUCAGCCAUGUUAACUACUUGGUCACUGGUGGACCUGGAGAAGGAGGGAAAAAUGCCAUGAGAUGUAUUGUUUUAACAAAUGCAUUAUAAUUCAUUGGACACUUAGAUAUUAUCAUAUGAAUAUUCUUUAAUCUCAUUUUGGUAUAGUAAUGGGUAAGUUUAAAAUAUUAUGAAAUGACUAAAAUGUAAGAUAGAGAGGUAAUGAGUGGGUAUGAUUGCCAUGAACGCUAAUCUCUUAGAUUUUUUUUUUUUUUUUUAACACAAAACUUAAUUAAGUAUGACCCCCCAAAAAGUUGCUUUAGAUGUAUCUCAUGAAAUUGUCUUCCUAAAAAUGCAUUCAUUUUUAUUAAAAUGAAACUUCUUUUUUUCCUCCCCAUUUUAGUUCCCUGAUAAUAUUUACAGUGGCAUUGCCUUUGUGAGGAUGAAAGUGGAAGCUUGUUUACAGCUUUUUGCGCAGUUGGUUUUGUAUUAACACAUGCUUGUAAAUACCAAAUGUAAAAUUUAAAAAAAAAAAAAAACAAAAACAAAAAAAAACAUAUAUAUAUA